Messenger RNA from Neodiprion virginianus, 4347 nucleotides. RefSeq names its product cytohesin-1 (gene step). NCBI's taxonomy places the organism in Eukaryota, Metazoa, Arthropoda, Insecta, Hymenoptera, Diprionidae. The record is from RefSeq and is a predicted model, not a curated record. Gene Ontology annotation, biological process: regulation of ARF protein signal transduction. Bases 839 to 2158 code for a protein of 439 amino acids. The transcript is spliced from 6 exons. Gene Ontology annotation, molecular function: guanyl-nucleotide exchange factor activity.
UUUCUCAGUUGCUCGCCGGCCGCCGACUCGAAACGCGUUUGCUGUGCGUACGACGUAAAUUUUAUCGUCAGUUUGUUGACAUCGCGGUUUUUUCCCCCGCAUUCUGGAUUUUCUGACAUGAUACGGACGAAUAGGUGUACCCGCGUUAUUCCCGCCCGUUAUUAUAAAAAUAAUAUAAAUUUUUAUAAUAUUUGCCGUUUUUACAUAAUACGUUCUUUAUAACGUGCAGUUAUUAUAUCAAAGUUUUAUUCUGUGGUGCUGAAUGAUAUUUUGUUUUAUUCCUCGUUUUUCUCAUUUCGAUAAGAAAAACAAGAAACAUUUAUCUCCGUCCCCUCCCAACUCACAUUUUCCAACUUUCGUGUGAAAAUUUGGUGAUACGUGCGACGAUCGGUGAAACAAUACCUCACGUGUUUCAAAUUUAUCGUUAAAAAAAAUUACUCCGUGUGUACAGUUUAUAUUAUAAACUUUUGCAAUAUCGAGAUACACCCGAUUGUAUUCGAAUUUCGCGCUGGCGCGAUAUUUGACACGGAGCUGCGUACAAACGUAUAUUAUUCAUACACGCGCAUACGAUUCAACUACUAAUUAAGUAAUUUUUGGUCUCUUUACUAAAUCGACGUAUACUACGUACAGUGCCUUAUGUAAAGAAAAAAAACAAUAAAACAAUAGAACAAACAUAAUAAUAAAUAAAAGUAGGAAGGAAAGAAGGCAAGGAAAAUUAAGCGAUACCUACGCGUAGAUAAAGAAGGCGACUGCUCGAUCGAUCGAUUGGAUCGGAUCGUUUGAUACAAAAAAAAAAAAAAAAAAAAAAAAAUCAAAAUCUUCAAAGCUGGCUCCGCGAAUGAUUUUCACUGGGAGGUCAGUGGACGCUCUGGACGAUGUCCGAGAAGACGUCGUCGUUGGAGUUAAGCACGACGAACAACGUCGUGAUGUUAGUGUGGUUGCUACGGCUGCGGGAUGGUUCUCCAGCCUUCGAAGGCCGGGGAAAAAGAACAGGAAGGCCGUGCAGAAUAAACAGGUGAAAAGCGCCUGGGAUCUGACCACCAUCACCAUGCAACUCAAAGAUGAGCUGGGAGAAGUUGUCGCUGAAAUGGAGGCGAUGGAGGGCGGAGGAUUGGCUUCGGACGAGACGAAGCCUUCGAACAAGACGAAGCAGACAUCCAUCGGUCGCAAGAAGUUCAACAUGGAUCCGAAGAAGGGAAUAGAGUACCUGAUAGAGCACAACCUCCUUGUUUCAACGCCGGAGGACGUUGCUCAGUUUCUCUACAAGGGCGAGGGACUGAACAAAACCGCGAUCGGCGACUACCUCGGUGAACGUCACGACUUCAACGAGAGGGUGCUCAGAGCCUUCGUCGAGCUCCACGACUUCACGGAUCUCAUACUCGUACAAGCUCUAAGACAGUUUCUAUGGUCGUUCAGACUCCCGGGCGAAGCGCAGAAGAUCGACCGGAUGAUGGAAUGCUUCGCUCAGCGGUACUGCCAGCUCAAUCCAAACAUAUUCACGAACACCGACACCUGCUACGUUCUCAGCUUUGCCAUAAUCAUGCUCAAUACGUCGCUGCACAAUCCAAGCGUCAAGGAUAAGCCAAGCGUUGAACAAUUCAUAUCCAUGAAUCGGGGGAUCAACAACGGCGGCGAUUUACCCAGGGAACUUUUGGUGAGCUUAUACGAGAGCAUAAAAACGGAGCCCUUCAAAAUUCCCGAGGACGACGGAAACGAUUUGAUGCACACCUUCUUCAAUCCUGACAAGGAGGGAUGGCUGUGGAAGCAAGCAGGCGGAAGAUACAAAAGUUGGAAAAGGCGUUGGUUCAUACUGAACGACAAUUGUCUGUACUACUUUGAGUACACGACCGACAAAGAACCACGAGGGAUUAUUCCGCUUGAAAAUAUUCAGGUUCGAGAAAUUCAGGAUCGUCACAAACCGCACUGUUUCGAGCUUUACGCUGCCGGCUCGGAGUUUAUUAAAGCUUGCAAAACCGACAGCGAAGGGAAAGUCGUUGAGGGAAAACACACGGUAUAUAGGAUGUCUGCGGCCACGGACGAGGAAAAGGAUGAGUGGAUAAAGUGUGUUCGGCAAAGCAUAUCGCAUAAUCCUUUUUACGAUAUGCUGGCGGCACGCAAAAAGAAAGCCCAAAAGACGAACGUCCAUUCGAAGAGCUAAGCGAACUCUCGGAUAAGGAGAAGCCGAGUUGAAUCACCUUCAGCUCGGUGUUUGUACAAGACUGUAAAAUGUUCGGUACGCUACCAGGAUUGGCGUGCUGAACUGACCGCUGCUUUCGGGAUCUCAUUGCGAAUAGCGUAUUAUCACCGAAUGCAGAUAAUUCCGAAUUGUGACGUCGCGCAUCGUCACGAAGAACCAGAUACUCCACGGAGGGAGAGAAGUGCAGCUGCUCUUUCUUCAUUUGCACAAUCUUUUACAUCUUUUUUUUUCUUCUUCAUUAUUGUACGUGGAGAUAGGGACAGUUACGAUGUCAGGGCAUACUGCAGGUUCUCGGUGUUACAAAGAGGGACGGAACGAACGUUUUAACGUUAACCCAGCGAUGUUUGUUGCGCGUGGCCAACUCUAUAAGCUAUAAUUCGAAUUUUUUCCUCACCCCAUUCGUACAUUCAUUCAUUCAUUCAUUCAUUCAUUCAUUCAUUCAUUUAUUUAUUUAUUUACUUACAUGUAUGAAAUCGAGUUUUCACGAAUUUUAUUUUUCUUCAUUCGAAGAAAAGGGCAUCGUGUACUGAAAGCUAUUUUUAUUUAUUUAAUCGUUCGUUUAUUAUUUAUCUAACUUAUAAUUGUUACGUACACUUGUCGUAGAUGUGAAAUUCACCAAAGCUAAAUCAAGUGAAUUUUCGCUAUCAAAUCGUAUUCUCACGUGUCUGAAAUCAUUUUCAACCCCGUAAACCGGUAAAUUGUUGAUUGUACAUACGGUGAAGAAUUAGAAUGGAGCGAGUUGGGCGAGGGGUGAAAAAUGAUUUUAAAACGCCAGAAGAAGGAUAAAAAUGAAAAUAUUUUUCGGUUGGUACAUGCUGGUGAUCGUAAUUCUCAUGUGUGGUAUGUUAUUGUUUGUUUUUUAAUUUUUCCUAAUUACAGAGUUGGCCAACGAAAUUAAGUGAUGAAAUUCUUGUUCUCUGACAUGUGAGUGUAGAUUUGCCCCGGUAUUUAACUCACACUGAAGACGAAUUUUUGUUUCUCGCGAAAAGAAAUAGAUAUAUAGAUUCGUGUAUUCAUUCAGUCACGAGUAAAUAGAUCACUGAACAUGUGCUGUAAGAAUAAAUUGUCGGAAGAAAAAGAGUAAAUUAAUAGGCUUAUUGCGUUUUUUUUUUAUUUUGAUUUUCUAUCCACAACUUUGGAUUUACAGCCAAAAACAAGUGAAUCAAAUGAGGGAAGGAGAGAGGUAGAAAGAGAUUUAGAAUGAUCUUUAAAAUACUGUGUCAAGAAUACGUUGAUAUAUACAUACUGUAUAUACGUGAUUGUUGCUUGUUUUUUUUUUUUUUUUUCCGUUUUUCUCGUAACCCCAAGAAGCGCCUUAAAACCUUUAUUAACGUAAACAUCGAAGCCCUGAACAGGCUUUGAGAUGCAACUUGAAUGAUGGGAUGUUUAAAGUUGUAUUUUUAAUCGUGUAAGAUUGCUUCAUUCACUCGAUGAUGGUUUAGAACAUGGAGAGUGUACUGUGAAGGAAGGAUAAAACAAAGGACAGAGAGUAACGAAAUAGUAAAAAAGUUCGGUCGUUUGCUCACUCAUUCAUAUCUGUAACGGACCCAGUCCUCCGAGAUGAUAUAUUUCUGUUUAAUUGUUAAUUAAAAAGGUAUUAAUGAGAGGUGAACACAGCUAAAGCUGUUCACGUAAGCAUGAAACGGUCGAAACGAAGCGUGUAUAUAAAUGUGAUAGCUGUUUAUUUAUUUGAACAAAUGUAUAGGUAGGUAGACAUUAGGUACAUAACGAUGAUAUUAGUUAUGAUUUAAUUGCAAUAAUGAUAAUGAUAAUAUCAAUAAAUGAAUUAAUUAAUUAACUAAAAUAGUUACAAAAUACAUUACCCACAGUGAAUAUAUCCCUGUACAUCGUUGUACAGGCUGUAAGUAUGGCUUUGAAUGGCCAAAAUAGUGACACUAGGAUAUAGGAAUACACGCUCUCCUUACUAAUUACAUUUAUGUAUAUUGUAUCUACAUGCGUUUGCGAAAUUAUUUAAUUUCGGAAUUAUAUAUUUAUAUGUAAAUAUUAUAUACACAAACACGCAUACCUAUAAACGCACGCAAGCUUCACAGCAUCAAGUGUGUUUAAAAGAAUGCAUAUAUGUAGAUAUCACAACCUUUAUUACCAUUUGAUAAACUGACAAUAUACGUGUGUAUACAUUUUUUAAUAUA